This is a messenger RNA of Lathyrus oleraceus (garden pea), 1643 nucleotides long. RefSeq lists its product as uncharacterized. The coding region runs from base 186 to 728 and encodes 180 amino acids. Gene Ontology annotation, molecular function: RNA binding. The record is from RefSeq and is a predicted model, not a curated record. Lineage: Eukaryota; Viridiplantae; Streptophyta; Magnoliopsida; Fabales; Fabaceae. The transcript has 3 exons.
UUUUUUUCCCUACAAAUGCAUUCAUUCUUAACAACUACAAAUGCAAAAUGCAUCUUUGUCCUUUGUAUAUCAGAAACAAGUUACAUUCGAACUGAACUCAACUUGCCGGAAAAAUAAACCGACGGAGCUCGUCUUUCGCCGCCGUGAAACCCAAGAAAUCCGAUCAGAUUUCAUUCACGUGAUACAUGGAAUCGUCAGCUGAAGAGUAUGCUGCCUUUGAAGAGAAAGUUAAAAGAACAGUGUACUUAGACAACCUGUCACCGCAAGUUACUGAAUCUGUGAUUAAAACUGCUCUGGACCAGUUUGCACUUGUUAAAAGUGUCAAGUUUAUCCCCAACUAUCUAGGAACAAGCAGUCUGCCACAGUGUGCAUUGGUGGAAUUGGAGUCUGCCAAGAAGGUGAAGGAAGUGAUAGCUAUGAUUAGGCAGUAUCCUUUCAUGAUGUCAGGGAUGCCACGGCCUGUAAGAGCUCGUCCUUCGCUAGUGGAAAUGUUUGAUGACCGGCCAAUAAAGCCUAAGAGAAAGAUGAAGUGUUGCUGGUUGGAACAAAGUGACCCUGAUUUUGAGGUGGCAAAGGAGCUGAAGAAUCUUACACGGAAACACUCUGCAGAAAUAACACUCAUGCACAAAGUCUUACCACAGUCCGAAAUUUUUUCCUUCAACUUGAGUGGUACCUUUCUGUCACAUAAAAUCCUUGAAGUCCUUCUCUAUUUCAACCAUCCAGCUUGAAUUCGAUGGGGCAGACCGCGAUGAAGACCAAAUUUUCCAACACAUAAGCAUGGAUGAUGGAGGAAGCCCAACAAAGAUCUAGGAUAGACUCUUAUAUCAAAUCAAAAUUUAGGUUGCGCCUAACUUAUCUUUAAUCCAUGUGAGACUUGGUUUUCCCAAUAAUGAAGGAUGAAUUUCCAACAAGUUCAGACUCAAAACUGUUAGAGCAUCUGCGGACAUGUUAACAUGUAUACAUGAUCAUGGUAGUUAUUUGUUUUAUUUUCAAGAAACUGUUUGGAACUCGGGUUGUUUGAUUUUUCACUACAUGUGUCAUGUAAUGCCAAUUUGCUUUUUAUGAUCCCUACCCUGGCAUUGCUCCUUGAGAGAAAAUUACUAGAAGAAAACAUUCAUGUUUAAAAUGUGUUUAUGGGGAGACUUGGAUGUUGUCUUAGAGGAAGACACAACAACAUUACUGAUGCAAAAACCAAAACUGAAAUCCAAAUGCUUCCUUCUUUUUUCUGGCUGAAGAACUCAAUUUCCCUAUUUUUAAUUGUUGAUACAAUGAUGUUUGAAAUCUAAGCUCACUGCUUCUAGUUUAUUCCUAGUAGGUUAGACACAUGUUUAUUUUAAUUAGUACGGAAGAUCAUCUAGUCCCCUUUGAGGUGGCAAAGGAGCAGAAGAAUCUUACAUGGAAACACUCUGCAUAAAUGGUUCGAGCAUUGAUGUCAAUCUAGAUUGCAUAAAACAACCGUUUGUUCAAAUUUUGCUACCCUAUAGUGCUAUAGCCACAAUCGGGCAACACUUUUUACUAAAUUAUAUACCAAUAAGCAAUAGUGGUUUGUAAAAAUUCCACUAACCUAUAGUGUCGCCGCCAUUAUCUGUUAUUUAACAACACUGAUUAAUAGUAUGUUUGUUUGACGUCUGCUGUGAGAUUCU